Centropristis striata (black sea bass) is the source of this 3671-nucleotide messenger RNA. RefSeq names its product receptor (TNFRSF)-interacting serine-threonine kinase 1, like (gene ripk1l). Gene Ontology annotation, molecular function: protein binding; JUN kinase kinase kinase activity; ATP binding. The transcript is spliced from 11 exons. Gene Ontology annotation, biological process: protein phosphorylation; signal transduction. Bases 481 to 2514 code for a protein of 677 amino acids. NCBI's taxonomy places the organism in Eukaryota, Metazoa, Chordata, Actinopteri, Perciformes, Serranidae. The record is from RefSeq and is a predicted model, not a curated record.
ACUCCAAAAUAUUUUUUUCUUCAUCAUUCUGAAUCUCAUGAAAACAAGUAGUGCAGUGUAACAGCAUCACCAUCAAAUCUCAUAAAAAGCUUCAGUCCUGCAGUGCAUUGAUUUCACCAGUAGGUAGCGACAAUGCAACAUGACAGGAUUGAUAAUGGUCCUCAGAGGAAUCCUGUGUCUCAAAAAAGGAUUUAAAAUUAAUAAAGUUAUAAAGAAGACAUGCUAGUAUCGUACCUUGCAUUUGUGUUUCGUUGCGGGUUGUGUUUGUAGAUCUAUUCGGUCACAAAAACCUGAUUCUGCUAGCUGCCCUGCUCUGUUAUCGACUUGUGAGGCUGUUUGUAGUUUUUUUACGUCGCCUGCCAAGUUUCGCUUUUGAACGAAGGCGUCGAGGAAAUCCCGGAACUACAAAUAAAGUGCCCUGGCGUUACUUGGCUUGUGUGCCACCUUUUAGCUGUUUUGCUGUGACGACUCGCACCAGGGAUGGCCACCGCGCCACAGUCUUCCUUUCGUAUGAAACCGGCUGAUCUCAUUAAAAGGGAGGCCAUGGACUACGGAGGGUUUGGAGAAGUCUACCUGUGUUACCAUGUAACUCUCGGCCAGGUGGUGCUGAAGACCAUGUAUACAGGCCCUAUUCGCAACGAGGAUAAUAAAAGGUCACUGCUGGAGGAGGGGAACAUCAUGGCAAGCCUGAACCAUGAACGGGUGGUCAAGUUACUGGGUGUGAUCAUGGAAGACAGAGACUGCUCGCUAGUUAUGGAGCUCAUGCCCAGAGGCAACCUGUCGGUCAUGCUAGAGACGGUCUCCGUGCCAAUAUCCAUCAAGGGUAGAAUCAUCUUAGAGAUUUUAGAGGGGAUGGUGUACCUCACAGAGAGAAAAGUCGUACAUAAGGAUAUCAAGCCGCAAAACAUAUUAGUGGACAAGGAUUUUCACAUUAAGAUUGCAGAUCUUGGCCUGGCAACCUGCCAGACAUGGAGCAGACUCACAAAGGAGGAGUCUCGCAGGAGGAGUCGUACGGGGCGAUCAGCAGGGGUAAGAGGUGCCGGCACGCUGAGCUACAUGGCCCCCGAGCACCUGGAGUGCAUCCAUACAGUCUCUACUGAGAAGUCUGACAUCUACAGCUUCGCUAUUGUGGUCUGGGUCAUCCUCACAGGAGAAGAGCCUUACGCCAAUGCAAGGAGUGAAGAUCAACUCAGUCAGUGUGUCCGAAAAGGGGACCGACCUGCAGAGAACCUUAUUCCAGAUGACACGCCCGUAGAGAUCAUUCAGCUCAUGAAGAGGUGCUGGGACCACAAUCCGAUACAACGGCCAACAUUUAACGAGGGCCACAGCUUCUUCCUGCCUUUCUACAAGGAGACGCUUGAACCACAUGUGGAGGAAGAUUUACUUGAGCUGAGGAAACUAUAUGAAGGCCCAGAGGAACUUGUUGAGAAGAUGAAAUCCUUAUCAAUGAGCCAGGAAUAUCUUUCAGCUGAUUGCCCAGCUCCUCUGGUGAGUUCAGACAGAAGUGAGCCAGUUGAAGCCAGUAUUGAGGACCUGCAUGUCAUCGAGUGUGAGCCACCUGAGGAGUCCGUUCAGACAGAUGCGCGGGCAGUCAGCAGCCCCCCAGCUCUGGAGGAGAAACUGGGUCGAGAGUAUCAGUACCACAAAUAUGGCAGCUAUAACUGUGAGAACCAGCCUGACGCUGCCAACGGUUACCAUCGCAACAACUCAAAUCCUUUCCUGCAAAACCACAAUUCAGAUCUCGCUAUCAGGCAGCCAGAACAGGACAGACCCUCUUAUGGGUCCUCUGUCCAUUCCUGGACAAAAGCUGAGCCGGUGCAGCCAACCAGCCAGGACGAGACUUGGUAUCGCCCCAAUGCUGGUCUCUAUGACUCCAUGAACACCUCCGUAACUUCUCAAUCCCACCUGCCGAUGUCCGCCAGCAGCCCUUCUCUGUCACAGUUCAACCAGCAACAUCCACAUUCCCACUAUGACCGCCAGCAGUCCUGGCCAGCUUACCAGGACACAUCUGCUCCUGACGUCAGUCAGUCUGGGCGUCUCCUGGCCCCUUCAAAGAGCUGCUCAGCACAAGAUCCAGGAUCUCUUUACAUUCAGAAUGCCAGCGGGAUCCAGAUCGGAAGCAACAACAUGAUGAGUAUCAGAGGUUACGACUCCUUCAGUAGUUCACUAUUACCCUCUAACGCCUCAGCUAACUCUCCCAUCAAAGAAGGCAUUCAGAAAUAUGAGGACCACGCUGUGACCGAGGAGCACCUGGAUCUGCUGAGAGACAACAUCGGAGCCAAAUGGAAGCGUUGUGCGCGGCGACUGGGUCUGACCAGUGUGGAAAUAGAGACCAUUGAGCACGACUUUUACCGCGACGGCCUGCCGGAGAUGGUGCACCAGAUGCUGGAUCGCUGGAAAAUGAAGGAGGGAAGUAUCGGCUGCACAGUUGGGAAGCUUUGCCAUGCUCUGGAAGGCAACAUUAAGGUAGAUGUCAUCCAGAAAAUACUGGAAGCCUGCGGUUCUUCCUCAUAGAUCCCAUAAAUCUUUCUACCUCAUUCCCUUUGACUUUAGGCCUGGGAUGGACACAUUUUCUGAACUCUUUUUGCAGCAUUUGAGGGCUCCUUUUCAACCAAAAGUAUAUUCAUUUUUUGUCUUAUGUGCCUUCUCUGCUGCCCCCAAAUACAAGUGAAUGUAGAGCGCUGUUUCAAUGUGUGAAGUGUUGAAAAUGACAGUAAAACUCAACAGCUCAAACCAAAUGCAUCUUUGAGAACAGCUGUCUCUUUGUUAGAUAAUGGCCACAGAGCUCGCUGUCAACCGUAUUCAUAGGCUGUUGCAUGCUGUUUCUUAAUGAACACUGUCUAGUGUUUACUCAUUUUGAUAAAAUUGUCACUGGACUUUUAUUGUAACGGAUAGAUUGUCUAUAAAGCACUUAGUGCCUUUUCAAAGGAUUUUCUACCAAACGUUUCUUUAUGAGCACAAACGUGGUCAAUGUUCAGGUUUUUCUAAUCAUGAAAUUUAAAAAUCAUGCUUAUACUUCUGUGUAUGUUUUUGAGAAAUCGUGUUAUGGAAAAGCCGUUAAUUUUGUGCAUGGUAACUGUAGCUUUAACUCAAAUAAUGAAAUAAUUUCCCGGGACAAUCGGAUGCCGUGUGGUACACAUUUAUUUCAGCCCAACACAAACAUAAAGACUCCAAUCACAGAACAGAUAAAGUCAAUGAGUGUGUUAUAAAGCUGAAAACAUAUGCAGCCAUGGGGGUUAAUGCUAAUUGUACGGAAGGACAGAGACCUCAGUAUUCCACUUAUACAUGUGUAUUAUUGUUGUCAGUUAAUGAGUUGAAACAGAAUCAAUGCUUCAAUUUACCCAAAUUAAUGCAAAGGAGUAUGAAUUACUAAUGAGCUUCUUGUUUGUGUUAAAUGUGAGGGUUUACUGUCGUCAUAUCACAUUGUGGUUAAUCUUAACCAUUUAAGUUUGUAAGAUGCUUUUGUAAUCGCCACCUAAAUAUAUUAUAUGGAGAUGUGUUGAUGUCUGGUUCAUUACAAAGGUCAUUGUAACUUUGUGUUCUGUGGUGUAGUUUUCAUUACACAAUAGUAAACUGACAUGCUGACGCAAAAAAAAACACUUUAUCAGCCUUUUCUUCUUCCUCAUCACUUCCACAAGCCUAACCAAAAUCCAAAGCUACUUUGAAAUUCU